AUGCCGCACUUCUCUCUUCCCGCGCACGAGGCGGACACGCCGCCGGAGCCCGUAGACGCGGCCUCGCGGCGGCAUUGUUGCGGUGAUGACGUGGAGCUGUGCUGCCGGCUUACCGCGGCAGAGGAGUUGCACGGCCACGUGCGUGACUGCUUCAGCCUCUUCGCCUCCCGCUUCGCGUACACCGCCGUCGCUCUCGCGUGCAUCGGAGCGCCUUUUUCGUCGUCGCCGCCACCGGCACGGAGCGGGGUGCUUCCCGGCACACCGGAGGCAAGCGAGGCGGAGGAGGCUGACGCGCCACGGUCGGCAGGCGGCACCUUCGACGUCUCCACCGUGGCCACAGUGCUGUUCCUCCACGUUGAGGACAAGGUGGGCGCUUGUCUUGGCGCCGCUGGUGGAAGCGAUGACGACGCCAAGACACCGCUGCUGGGGGUUGUCGUCGCCUUCCAGUACUGGAGGGGGUUUUAUUGCGUUGCCGAGCGUCGCUACGCCUCGGCAGCGGAGGCGCAGGGCGAAGCAGCGGCACUGGAGAGAGGGAAUCUCACCGUGUCUCAGCUGCUGAGGAUGCCGCAGUGGCAGCUGAUGGGCGAGCCGGCAGCGGAGGCGAGCCUCUCGCCCGCCCCGGGCAGCGGCCACGCAAAACUCAACACCAGCCCUGGGAGCACCUAUAUGACGCCGGACUUUUCUGGUAUCGAUGAGAAUACAGUAGCAAAACAUGGCGCCGCGUACGAGAGUCUCAUGGCUCUGAUGGUGGGCACGUAUCUCUGA
Molecule: messenger RNA, 765 nt
Organism: Leishmania major strain Friedlin
Lineage: Eukaryota; Euglenozoa; Kinetoplastea; Trypanosomatida; Trypanosomatidae
Exons: 1
Coding region: 1-765 (254 amino acids)
Source: RefSeq, a predicted model, not a curated record